UCUUGGGAUAAUUUUUCUACCCAAUUCUAUUGCAAAUUUGGCGAUACUGGUGAUGAUGAUGAUGACGAAGAUAGGGAAUCUCAGGAUACUGAUGAUUACCUAAUGGAUGCGUCUCCAUUUCUUGAUCAAGAUGUAGAUGAUCUAAUACGCCAAGGAUUCCAAUCACCACCAAAUCCAGUACCUAUCAAGCUUCCAUCAAUGCCUGAUAUAGUAAUGACCCCUGUUGAUCAAACUGUGAUACCCGAAAAUUCCCGGAAGAAAGAUAAACAAAAGGCGCGUGUUACAGAUGAUAAACAAGUCGUGAACCAAUCACUAAAGGCAAAACCUGAUGUGAAAACAUCAGCCAAAAAUUCCCAUAAGAGAAAGAAAUCAUCCGAACUGAAGGCUACACAGAUACUGACAGGAUAUGAAGCUGUCGGAGAGGAGCAAGAGCGAAUCCGAGACAUUAUAGUUUACGAUAUCCCGUAUACCUGGAACCUGCAGAAAAUUAUAGCAGAGUUAAAAUUUUGGGAGAACGCUAUUAAAUGUUCCGUUAAACGGCAACAUAAGUAUCAGACUCUUCGAGUCAAAAUAGCUCUUUCCUCAUUUUCCCUUCCCCAGUUUAAUAAAUAUUGGACGACAGACCUGGGAGGUAUACCUGUUAGAUGGUUCUCUGCAAGUUGGACUUUACGAGAAAGAAAACAACGUGAAAAGUUCCAAGCCGUCAUUCAUGACAUUCCGGAGGAUAUGACGAUGGCUACCUUGUGGAUGGACUGUAAACCAUGUGAAUUUUUAAUGAAGUGCGGUGCUAGCUCAUUUAAAAUCAUACAAACAAGUAAAGGAAGGAGGAAACUUGUGGCCUAUUUCGAGAAUUGGGAGACCACACUAAGGGCCUUAGAUACGCCACAGUUUUUCGUACCUGAUGGUAGGGAGUUGAAAUGGUGUCGACACUCCAUUCCUACCUUGAAAAAAGCACAAAGCAAACCGAAGGCUAAAAAUACACCGAAUACGAAAAAGUCAGGAGGAGAAACACCCAAAGAAUCAGAAGAAGGCAAAGAAAUACCUCGAAGACUAAGGGUGUAUAGAAACAAAUUAAACAUUAAACAAGCAAUUGACUUCGUUGCUGAAGCCUGGGAAAGUGUAGAACAGAAAACUAUAUGCAAUUGCUGGAAUGAAACCAGAAUUGUAUCUAUUUCUGAUUCUGAAUUAAUUCAAGAAACACAAGAUAGGUUACACCGGGGUCCUGUACUUGUUAAUGAAAUUCCAAAUAUCAUUCCAAUUAUUUUUAUUGAUAAUUAUAAUAAGGUUCAAUAUGAUUUAAUGAAUUAUAUUAAUGAUGAAAUUUCUCCACAUACCGAAGAAAUCUUGAAUGAUACACAAAUUAUAAAUCUUGUGCAAAAUGAAGAAGUGCCUACUACAGAAGAUAAUAUUGAUAAUGAAGAGGAAUUAACUCCAUAAGUUUUACCAAAAGAAGCUUUUGAUGCAAUUAAAAAGGUAAUUCUUUUUUAUGAACAACAACCUAUUGAUAAUAGUUGUAAAAUGGAAGAUCUUAAACGUUUUAGAUAUUAUGCUUCUGAUUUAAAAUUUCAUUAUAUUAAUUCUUU
Messenger RNA from Rhizophagus irregularis DAOM 181602=DAOM 197198, 1583 nucleotides. The record is from RefSeq and is a predicted model, not a curated record. Lineage: Eukaryota; Fungi; Glomeromycota; Glomeromycetes; Glomerales; Glomeraceae.